Molecule: messenger RNA, 2814 nt
Organism: Plodia interpunctella (Indianmeal moth)
Lineage: Eukaryota; Metazoa; Arthropoda; Insecta; Lepidoptera; Pyralidae
Product: sorting nexin-7-like
Exons: 10
Coding region: 181-1440 (419 amino acids)
Biological process (GO): endocytic recycling; reticulophagy; protein transport
Cellular component (GO): early endosome; phagophore assembly site
Molecular function (GO): phosphatidylinositol binding
Source: RefSeq, a predicted model, not a curated record
UACAUGGGUAGGUAGGUACCUACGUAUUAAUUAUUGUGGUAUUAUUGGUCUUUCGUUCAAUUUGGCAUAGAUUUUAAUAUUAUUCGUCCAUUAAAAAAUAGGUAUCUAUAAAAUAAAAUUGAUAAGGAUUGUUGUGGAACCGCAAAACAUAAUAAGGAAGCCAUCGCCCUAACAAGCAACAUGGCCAGUGAAAGCAGUUCGGCGGUGCUUGACCUGAAUGAUGGAGAUGAGACUGAGGAGACAGAGGCUAGUGUCGUUGAAGACCUGAAUGAGGACCUCCAAGACGCUGUGCCUCUUAUCAUGGAUACUGGGUGUGAUAUCGCUGUGAAGGUGGACGCCCCAAUGAAACAGAUGUCGACUCUAGAGACGUAUGUGACGUAUCGCGUGCGCUGCGUGUGCGCACGCUGGCAUGGCCCUCCCGCCGUGCGGCGACGGUACAACCAUUUUAAGGUACUCCACCAGCGGCUGUCGUCGUCGUUCCCGCUGGUGGCGGCGCCCCCCCUGCCCCCCCUCCACUCGGCGCGCCAACAACUCGACAGAUACUCGGCGUCCUUCGUAGCUAUCAGAACGCUGGGAUUAAACGCCUUUCUUGACCGCGUCGCAAGACACCCCAUACUGACUCACAGCGAGGAUUUCAGAUUGUUCCUCACCCUCCCUGAUGAGGAACUGGAGAAGGUUUUUAAAAGCGAGAGCAGUGCUCUUAACCUUUGGGGCUUAAGCAGCGCCCUCUACGGCAGUGGGGAGGCUAAACCCACUAAUGGGGCUAGAGUGAAAGACCCCGAAUUCUCUUCUAUAGAGGAUUACUUGACGUCAUUGGAACAGAAGCUCACAACAUUAUGUACUUUAACGACAAAACUGCACAAAGGUUUGGACGAAGUGUCCAACGAUUUUAUGGGUAUGAAGCGGUGCUGCGACGCAUGGGCCUCGGGCGCCGGCGGGCACACGGCGCUGGCGGCCGGCGCACUGGCCGCCGGCGCUGCCCGCGUACCCCGCCCCGCGCCCCGCCCGCCUCCGCCCCGCGCACUGCUGCCCAUGCUCGUUGCGUACUCUAGGGCGCACAGAGAGAAGCUGAAGAGGAGGCAGGCGUUGCACGCCGCGUACGUCGCCGGCAACACGUCAGAUGACUUACAUAACAGAUUAGAACAGUCAUCGGAGGCGCUCCGAUCCGAGCUAUCGGAUUGGUUACCGAAAACACGUUCGGAUAUCAAGUCAAUAUUAAUAGAUGUAGCCGACAGCCAAGUGAACAGACACACGUUAACGCUGCAAGCGUGGGAACACGCUUUGAAACUUUCAACUGAGACGGACCACAGAGAGAUUUUUAAGACUGUUUCAAAAACAGCCGUGCAUAAUCUGUCUCCGUCGAAAUGCGAUAAUAACUUUGAGAGUGACAGCUUGAGCGAUAUCGAGCACGCGGACCCGUUGGACGCCGAUUUGUCGUGAUCGCGUGGGAAUUUUGGGAAAUGUGGGAAUUGUAAAUAUAGACUGGUGUCAAACGCAAAACCUCCUAAAUACUACUUGGGUACAUCAAAACAAGCAACUUUUAUUCUACGACUUUACGUGAUUCGUAGUUUAAAAAAAAAUGCAAUCUAAUUUGCGAUUCUACACAACUUAACUCUAUGUAAUAGUCAAGCAACACGAGACAGUACAGUAGCGUUAUGUAGCGGAAUCGAACAUAGAGUUAAUGUUUUAUAGAAACGACAUUAAAACUAAAAAAAGGGAAAUUUUUGUAUUUAUUACGUUUAGACAAAAGUCGUAGAACAAAAGAUUAGGCUAGUCUUUAUGUACCUUAUGCGCUUUUGGAAGGUUAUGCGUUAGAUACUAGUAACCCAGUAUGUAUAGAAUUGGAAACAGACAUUACAUAGACACUUGAUGAGUCUAUACAGGGCGUAAAUAUACCUCCGACAAAGCGAUUACGUGGGUUUCGCCCACGUAAACUCCCCAUCAAUAUGAACAUUUUCCCCAAAGAAACCAUGUUUGGGAAAUCAGUAAUUACCGUGAUAAUGAGGUUCAAAGUUGAAUUGAAAAUUUUCAUUUUUUCUUUUGCAGAUUUGUCUAAUUUAUCGUGUAACCGCCAUUUCAUCCAAAGAAACCUCAUUAAAAUGUUAAGGAAUUCCCAAUCAAAACUAACUGUAAAGUUUAAUACAUGCAAUGAAGAAUGUCGUCGCUACAGCGACACACGCGCACAAACUCACGGCUCACAGCUGAUUCGCGCGCGAGCCGAGGUCAUUGACACGAUGUGCCGCGCUAUGUUCGCUGUGCACUGAUUUUGAUUGUUUUUGAUAUUGAAUUUUUAAAUUAUUUUCCUAUAUCCCAGUCAUAUUUUUACUAUGAAGUAACUUUAAUUGGGGUACCGUAUGCAUACCUUACGGCUGUGUCGGACGUACUUUUACACCAUGUAUAGUGUCUAGUCUGAAUAUUUCUAUACAAUUUCCCGACACAAUACUAAUCUCAUACAAAGUAACAGACGCCGUGAUGAAAGACAAAAUAUAUCAGCGCUAUCUCGUUUUCUUUGUUAUUUUAACUAAACUUUGACCGCGGCUUAGCCCGCGCGAAUUCCUCAGCGAAAGCGGAACAGACACGAUUUUCAUACAAACGUUCACCCGCCAUUACAGACAUUUCUGGGUCGAUUUUUUGAAAAAAUAAGUAGGCUAUGAUCGAACAUGUUUUUAAUAUAUCAAAUUUAAUCAAAACCGUGAAAAUUUAGCCGUGAAAGCGAACAGACAUACAAAAUUUCGCAUUUAUAAUACUAUAUAUUAAUAGUGUGGAUAGGAACAUCUCUUUAUAAUCUUCCAUAUCCCAUAUCUGUUGAUAUGA